AUGUCUGUAGAGAAAGAUAUCGAGAACAAAAUUAACAUAAUGCUCACGGAAAUCACAGAGAAAGGCAACUCUUGCAAACUCAAAGCAGUCAUUGAUAAAUUUUCUUGCAAUGAAGAAUAUUUGGAUGUAAUAGGAAUUAAACAAUUAAAAGAACUUGAUUAUUAUCAAAUUGACACUUCUAAAUUAUGCAAACAUUGGAAGUACAUUGGUAAAACUAAAAAAGACGUUCAAACCGGUCAAAAAGUUCAACAAAAAACCCUUAAUGAUUAUAUUCGUAAAAUUAAAAUUGAUAAGGGAAAUGAGUGCAUCAUAUCAUAUCAAAAAUUAGAAUAUGAGAUUCAAUCCGAACGCAUUUCAAAUGCUUUUGGUUUCUUGGGAAACGAAGCUAUCGAACAUUGCUUAAAUCAAUACAAAUAUUGCACUGAAUUGAUCGACGAAUUUGAACAGUUUAACAAGCAGUAUGACGGCCACUUGAAUGAAGAAUCCAUCUGCCAAUAUCUCAGCGAAGGAGAUGAGAAAACUCAAUUUGGAAUCAAGACAUUUAUUGAUGACUUUUUUGGAGAAUCUUGCACCAAAUACGGACCAAUUUUCUAUGAAAUUUUGUUUAAAUUCGGACCAAAAGACAAAAUUAAAGAAAACUUCACCAAGUUAAUAAAGCCAGACAAAUACGAAUUGUAUAAUUGGAUCCAGUUUGGCAAAAGUCUCACCGGAGAAUAUAAAUGCCCUGUUGUUAGACCAAGCAGCAGCAAUCCUUUUGCUUUCAAAGUUGAUACAGGUGAUGGAAGAAUAUUAACUAUUACAAGGGAUUUCAAUGAUAAACCAAAUUCUUAUGUUCUUAAUGAUAAUGAAAAAGUUAUUGAGGGAACAGGCUUUCGUGAUGUUCUUGAAAAAGCAGGGCUUGUAUUACAUGAUAUCGAUGUUGGCAAAGAAAUUGAAAAAAAUUUUUCAGAUUUCUUUGCAACUUAUAAUACAAAUGAUUUUUAA
Trichomonas vaginalis G3 is the source of this 984-nucleotide messenger RNA. RefSeq lists its product as uncharacterized. The transcript has a single exon. Bases 1 to 984 code for a protein of 327 amino acids. The record is from RefSeq and is a predicted model, not a curated record. NCBI's taxonomy places the organism in Eukaryota, Parabasalia, Trichomonadida, Trichomonadidae.